AUGACUAUGAAAUCUAUGAAGUAUAACGACUGUGACACCAUAAUGGAUGGCUACAAUCCGGCACCACCGCCAUUACCCAGGAGGGUACCACCAGCGCGAAACAUUUACGCGGAACCAUUCGCCACAGAAUCUAACACGAACAGACUACAAUCAUCGCAACAGCUGCAGCAGCAACAGCAGCAACAGCAACAGCAACUUCAAUCUCAGCAGCAACCGAUUCCGCAACUGACACAAUCCAUGACUAAUACACACAUCACCACCGGAUCCCGUCUGGGAGGCUCUUCCUCCUUGGUGAUGCCUGUGUUUCCAUUACGAACCGGUGGUACCGCCCACACACCACAUUAUUCACCUUACUCACCAUCAAGGUUUCGCAUCGAUAAAAGCUGUCAGCAUCGUUGCUCGUGGAAGUGUUUUAGCAUCGCCUUAAUCUUGGUUACAAUAAUUUUAUCGGCAACGCUGACGUAUUUCGCAGCAACGAGUUCCAUGAAAUCCAAUCUCGACUCUGCCAACUGCAUACUCGUGCAAGAUGUAAAGACGGGACUGGCCGUCGAUCAAACGGGUACGCCCAUCGAUUCGUCCAACUACGGACUGCUCUCCGGACCGUCUACCUUAAACCCAACGGAGGAGUCCCCGAUCACCAGCACGCUGGACCACAACAGUUUCUCCACGCUCGGUGGUCUGGGUGGGGCGGGCGGUGUGGCAGGUGGUAAUGCCGCCCUGUCCACGUACAACCGGCGACCCACGCAGGACGUCUCGCACCAGGUGCAGCAAACGACCCAAGUAUUCAGCUCGGUCCACCAGCAGAAGUGGCCCGCAAUAGUGGAGUUGCGGGAGUUUAACGAAAUCCACGCAUCCACCAUCGCACCGUUUCAGUUCUGGAACGUGGAGUUCCGUAACAAGCAUCCCGCCUUUAUACAAUUCAACUUUACGCUCCCCUGGGGUGCUAACUUUGCCAUCUACGGUCGGCGCAACGUGGGCCCGACGGUGACGCAGUACGACUUUGUGGAGUUUAUCAAGGGUGGCCGGGUCGACCAUAAGCUGCGCCGGAAGCGCAGCAUCGGGAGCAGCUUCUUCCAGAACGAUGUGCUCGACACGCACUUCAGUGCCAACGAGGAGAACGCAUCCACGUUCGAAACGAUCCGCCGCAAUCAGUUUGCAUUCGAAGAUCUGCCAUUGGACGAGGUGGAAAAGCACAUCAUAUCGAAGCGUUCCGCCGACGGCAGCGCUGGUCCGUCCUCGUUGCAGAAGAUCGAUAUGGAAGCGAUGACGGUUAAUGUGACUAUACUGCAGUAUCUCGACAUUGGCCGAUGGUAUUUGUCGGUGUAUAAUGACGAGCUGCUGCCGCACACGGUUUCGCUAGUGGUCGGCGAGGCGGAAGGUAUUCACACCGCAUGUCCGAGCGACUGUUCCGGACGCGGAUCAUGCUACCUAGGAAAGUGUGACUGUAUAGAUGGCUAUCAAGGCAACGAUUGUUCGAUAAGUGUUUGUCCAGUACUUUGCUCUGCGCACGGCCAUUACGGUGGCGGUGUCUGCCACUGCGAGGAAGGUUGGAAGGGUUCGGAGUGCGACAUACCCGUAUCGGAAUGUGAAAUGCCGACCUGCUCCAACCACGGCCGUUGUAUUGAGGGUGACUGCCAUUGUGAACGUGGCUGGAAAGGACUGUUCUGCGAACAGCAGGACUGUAUCGACCACUCCUGUUCGGGUCAUGGAACAUGCGUUUCCGGUCAGUGUUUCUGUAAGGCGGGCUGGCAGGGUGACGACUGUAGCAUUGUCGAUCAGCAGGUGUAUCAAUGUCUGCCCGGUUGUUCGGAUCAUGGAACGUACGAUCUAGAUACUGGGUCCUGUAUUUGUGAUCGUCAUUGGACGGGAAUUGAUUGUUCACAAGCCGUAUGCAGUCUGGACUGUGGUCCAAACGGUAUCUGCGAGAAUGGACGGUGCCGUUGCGAUGACGGCUGGACAGGCAGCUUGUGCGAUCAGCUCAUGUGUGAUCCGCGAUGCGCAGAACACGGUCAAUGUAAGAACGGUACAUGCGUAUGCUCUCAAGGAUGGAAUGGGCGGCACUGCACGCUACCUGGUUGCGUGAACGGCUGCUCGCGCCACGGCCAGUGUACGAUGGAGGACGGCGAGUACAAGUGCAUCUGCGUGGAAGGAUGGGCUGGAAAUGAUUGUUCGAUCGCGCUAGAGAUGAGUUGCAAAGAUAAUAUUGAUAAUGACAAUGAUGGCAUGACGGACUGUUCCGAUAGUGAGUGUUGCGUGCAUCCGAUCUGUGCGGAACAUAUCAUGUGUCUUGCAUCGAAUGAUCCGGUCGAGGUAUUGCUCCGCAAGCAACCACCCUCCGUAACUGCAUCCUUCUAUCAGCGCGUAAAGUUUCUGAUUGAGGAAAAUUCCGUUCAGUCGUACGCACACAUGGACGAGUACAGUGAGAGUGAGUUCUGGAACUCGUUCACACCGUGCCGGGUGUCAGUCAUGCGCGGACAGGUAGUGACGCCGCAGGGUCUCGGUAUCAUUGGCAUACGCGUAUCGGUUGACCGAGAUUCUCGCUUUGGAUUUACACUCACGCGACAGGGUGGAUGGUUCGAUGUGCUCGUUAACGGAGGUGGAGCCGUGACGCUACAGUUCCAGCGAUCACCGUUCCGACCACUCACGCGGACGGUAUUUGUACCCUGGAACCAAAUUGUCGUACUACCGCCGGUUCAGAUGCAGAUUAACGAUAAUGACGACCACGACGAUAUCACCUUCAUAUCUGUCCCGUCAAAUCUUGCCUAUAGCUUCCUGAGCACCUCACACUAUCGUUUCAUGGAAGAUAACCCAUCGCCGAUAGCUAUAUGUCUAGAGCAUGAUCACGAACUUUUGAGCCCGCAUCUCACCAGCACUUGGAUGCCGAAUGGAAUCGGUUCAGUUCCUGGUAAAAAUUUCAUUUUCGCCGAAACACAGGUUGUACAAGAAUCGCUAAAAAUUCCCGGUUCUGAGAUCCACCUGCUCUACAAAUCAUCCCAAGCGUCGGGCUAUCGCUCGAUCGUACGGAUGCAGUUAACGCACGAUCGCAUCCCGGAUACGCUAACGCACGUGCACGUCGGUGUCCAGAUAGAGGGCUCGCUGCACGUGAAAACGUACGAGGCGGACCCGAACCUGCGGCACAUCUUUGCGUGGAACAAGCGCAACGUGUUCAAACAGAAGGUGUACGGUAUAGCGAUGGCGCGCAUCUCGAUCGGGUACGAGCACGCCACCUGUCGCGGUAUCGUGUGGGAAACGCGCACGGUGAAGCUGCAGGGCUUCGAUGUAGACAUCUCCGAUAUCGGAGGUUGGGGCCUGGACAUACACCAUCAUUACAACUUCCACGAGGGCAUCCUGCAGAAGGGUGACGGUGCAACGAUACAUCUCAAAGAGUUCCCGCGGAUCGUGCGCGGUGUGCUCGGUGAUGGACAGCAGCGCACGCUCAUGUGUCGUGAUCACUGCAACGGGCUGUCGAAGAAUGGUCAGCUGUUGACACCGGUUGCUCUAGCGUCUGGUCCGGACGGUAGCUUAUUCGUGGGUGAUUUCAACCUAAUUCGCCGCAUCACCACCAACGGUAGCAUAUUUACCAUCUUGCAACUGGAUACGACGCGCGUGUCUUAUCAAUAUUAUCUCUCCGUGUCACCGGCCGAUGGGCAGCUAUACAUCUCCGAUUCUGAAAAGCAUAAAAUCCUCAAGAUUGUAUCACUGGAGAACGUGGAAGAUCCGUCCUCCAACUACGAUGUGAUCGUGGGUAGUGGCCAGCGGUGUAUUCCAGGCGACGAGCAGAAUUGUGGUGACGGUGGUCCGGCAAUCGAGGCACGGCUUUCACACCCGAAAGGUCUUGCCAUUGCUGCGGAUCGCACGAUGUAUAUAGCGGACGGCACGAAUAUCCGUGCAGUAGAUCCGAAGGGUACGAUCCACACGCUGAUCGGUCAUCAUGGGCAUCAGAACCGUUGGAGUCCGGUACCGUGCAGAGGAGCCGCACGGGCCAUGCAAGUACAGCUACAGUGGCCGACGGCACUCGCCCUAAACCCGCUGGAUGGUUCGUUGUACUUCGUAGACGAUCGUCUGGUGCUGAAGUUAACGUCCGAUAUGAAGGUGAAGGUUAUCGCUGGCAUACCGUUGCACUGCAAUGAAGAUCACAUGACCGGAUUGAAUCGCACCACACCUGUCGAGGAACCACUCGGCACGGUGCUGGCAAUGGCGUUCGGACCAAACGGCGACCUAUACGUGGCCGACACUAACUCUAAGCGCAUCAACACGAUCAAGGUCAUCGAAUCUUCCACAGGUUUUAUGAAACAGUUUGCAGGAAAAAUUGAUUCUGGAAGCCAAGAGUGUGACUGUCAGGGCAAAACGUUAAACUAUUCGCGACGUAAACCUGCAAACGGAACAGCUGGUAGCAUCGGCCAAAGUCCAUCAGGUGUCGACCGCGGCACGGGUGUACCGGACGGUGCCGGGCCGUUUUGUGUCUGUCAGCAUGCAAACGAUACAGCGAACGGUCGUAAGGAUUAUCCGGAUGCAUCGGCAACGUUCAGUGCGUCAGGCAAUGGUGGUGGUGCCGGUGAAACAAUUUUGUCCUCCAACAUUCGCUUCCAGUCCAUAUCGGCGAUUGCAGUCGCACAGGACGGUGUGAUCAAUGUGGCAGAUCAAGGUUCGUUGCGAAUUUUCGCUCUGGAGCAUUAUCUGCCGCAGCACGAUACUAAUGGUGAGUUCCAGAUACCGUACACACCGUUGAACGAACUGUACGUGUUCAAUCGGUACGGACAGCAUAUAGCGACCCGGGACUUGUCCACCGGCAAGUCGCGCUAUUCCUUCCUAUACUCGAAAAAUACCAGCUUCGGCAAGUUGUCGACGGUGACGGACAGUUCCGGGAACAAGAUACAAUUCCUCCGGGACUACAGCAACGUUGUCAGCUCGAUUGAGAACGGGCAGGACUACAAGACCGAGCUGAAGAUCUCACCGAGCGGGCUGCUAACGAAGGUGAGCGCCCGUUCCGGUGCUGGCCGUAAGGUGGAGGUGUUGCUGGAUUACGAGUCGAACAGUGGGCUGCUGAUCAGUCGCACGGAAGGGCAAGAAAGUUUCAUCUACCAGUACGAUGACUUUGGACGGUGCGUGAAGGUGAUUGCACCGAGCGGUGAGAUAGUGCACGUGCACACCCUGUUCGACGACCGUUCGACGAAGCCAAAGCAGGAAGAUCUGCUAGUGUCGGUGCAGAGCAGCAUCCGAUCGGCGUUCGGAGCGCGCGGCGCAUCGAAACCGAUCGAAUAUUCCAUUACCGGCGGCAUACAAACGGUGUCGAUUUCGCGUGGUGGUAAGGAAACGAUCGGUCGGAUCGGGUCGAUCAAUCAGACUGUUUCGAUGUCGCUACCGGCCGGUAUCAGGCUGGAGUCGUCGGCAGUAGUGACGCAUCCGUGGUUGGAGAAAUUCCUACCGACCGAGGCAGAGAUGCUACCGAUGUGGUCACACCAAUCGCUGCACGUCGGAGACCGCACCGCCAACGAUCUUUACUCGAACUACGCCCUGUCGUCUGUCGGUUGUAAUGGUGGCAACACGGAACAGCAGCAUCACGGUCGCGGUACGCCCACACUGAACGGUGGAGCCAAGGGCGAGAAGAUGCUGUGUCGCGACAUAUUUGUAAACGAUGGCAAAAAGUUACGCAUCGAGUACGAUCCGAUCGCGCAACGGGAAAUUCUGCGCGAUCGGGACAACGAGGUGAUUCUCGUAGUGUCGUACGACCAGUCCGGACUGCCGACGAUGUUUUCACCCGGUAUGGGUGAUGCGUACUAUCCGCUGAACAUCACCUACGAUCGGUUCAAUCGCAUUGAAGGAUGGCAGUGGGGUCCCUCGGAGCUCAAGUACAACUACGAUCGGCAGGGCAGGCUUUCGGAGGUCAGCAGCUUGCAGGAUGGCAUCGUGUCGUACAGCUAUAACGAGGGCAACCUGCUGGAGAUGAUUUCGCUUGGCAGCCAGCGGAAGUACAAGCUGGUGUACGAUCGGAACGGAGGCCUGCGGGAGAUCGUGCUCCCGAGCGGCACGAAACACACGUUUAGUCUGCAACCCUCGAUCGGCUUUCUGCGCUUUACUUACAAUCCGCCCGGUAGCUCACGAUCCUACCUGCAACACUACUCGCACAGUGGCGUCCUGCUGCAGACAGUGUUUCCUGGUGACGGUGCCCGCAUCGUGUAUCGGUACGACGAUGAAGAUCGUAUCUCCGAGAUUGUGCACGGGGAUGGACGGGACGAGUUCCUCUACCAGACCGGGUCACCCUCCUGUGAGCUGCCGAUGGCAAUCAUACACACCGAGCGCGAUUUGGAGUUCCGGUGGGACUUUGACUGCAUCGGCGAACUGUUGCUGGAGGAACGCAUCGACUUUUCCGCCCGCAGCGGGCUGUCGAAUGUGAAGUUCAACUACGAGUACGACGACCAUUUCCGGCUGUCGUCAAUCGGUGGUCGCAUCGGUGGACAAAAUUUACCCCAGCAAUCGUUCGGCUACGACGAGCGGACCGGUCGGUUGUCGACGAUCGGUCAGUUCGAGGUGACGCGCGGCGACCGACAAGUGAACGCAACGACCGUUAGUGACCGUACGGGCACAUUCAUGCGUACCGUGAAUGGGCGCUUUCUGCUGAUGCAACUUACGCUCACCAUCCACCGGAUGGAGGUGUUCCGGAUGGAGUUUGCGCACGACCUGCACGGUCGCAUCGUGCAGACGCGCACGUACACCCGCAACGUGGGCGUGAACACGUACACCAAUGUGAAGAAUUUCACGUGGGACUGUGACGGGCAGCUGGUCGGCGUAGAGGCCCAGGAACCGUGGGGCUUCCGGUACGACGACAACGGCAACAUGCUGUCGCUCACGUACCGCGGCAACCCGAUCCCGAUGGAGUACAAUGCGCAGGAUCGUAUCGUGAAGUUCGGCGAGGGACAGUACAAGUACGAACCGCGCGGUUUGGUGGCGCAAAAUGCACGCGAGGAACGGUUCCACUACAACGCGAAGGGGCUGCUGAUACGGGCGACGAAGCGUGGCCGGUUCGAUAUCCGCUACUUCUACGACCAUCUGAAUCGGUUGAUUACGCGCAAGGAUAACUUCGGCAAUGUGACGCAGUUCUUCUACACCAACCAGCGGCGACGGAGCGAGAUCAGCCACAUAUACUCGCCGCGGGACGGGAAGCUCAUGUCCCUGACGUACGACGAUCGCGGUUCGCUGAUCUACGCACAGGUGUACCGGUACCGGUACUACAUUGCUACGGAUCAGUGCGGCACACCGGUGAUGAUAUUCAACCAGUACGGCGAAGGUAUCCGCGAGAUAAUGCGCUCACCGUACGGCCAUAUAGUGUACGAUUCGAACCCGUAUCUCUACAUGCCUAUCGACUUCUGCGGGGGUAUACUUGACCAGGUGACUUCGCUGGUUCAUAUGCCGGAUGGGAAGGUGUACGAUCCUCUGAUAGGUCAGUGGAUGACCCCCAAUUGGGAACACGUGGAUCAGCGCAUCAAGAAACCCACCAAGCUGCAUCUCUACCGCUACAACGGGAAUGACCCAAUCAACCCACCACCACAGCUGCAGGACCACCCGCGCGACCAUCUCGACUGGUUGCAGCUGAUGGGCUACGACAUCGACAACAUGAUCCCGCAAGCCUCGAUCGAGAGUCGGUUCUACCAGCAGCGGAACUGGCUCGAGAAUGCGCUCGCCUCACCGAACGUGCUGCGCCGCCAGUACGAGGAACGCGGCGGAUCCGGUGGCAUCAACAUUGGGUCCGGCUUUAUGGCCCACCUGAUGGAGCGCUCGAUUCGCUCGCGCCAGGAUCUGCUGCAGCUGCCGGAUAGCUUCUUCGGCUCGAGCCUCAAGUCGGAUCCGCUCGCGAUCGGACCGUUCCGGCUUGGGUCGGGUUCGGAUCCACCGUUCGGUCACGGUAUCAUUGUGUCGCGUGUUGUCGUCGACGAACCGGAGGGUGGUUACGCGAUUGUUUCAAGCGUACCCGCUGCUAACCCUAUCUACCGGGAUGUCUACACGUCCGUCUUUAACCGCACGAGGCUGUUGCCGUUCACGUUCGUCGUGCACAACUCGCUGCAGGAUGCUUUCUUCUUCGUGAAGGAGGACUCGUGGCGUGCGGCCGAGGACCGGCAACAGCUGAAGCGUUUGCAGGGUCAGGUUAACACCACGUUCCACGAUGCGGUGUCCACCGGUGUCGGUGCGAACGGUGGUGGCAGCAGUGCCGGUUCCGGUCUGUCCGGUGUGUCCAAAGCGUCCGCACACCAUCAGGAUGUGAAGAUUCACACGACGAAUGCCAUCAUCAAUCUCAAGUACGGCACGACAUCGGCAAAGGAGCGGCAGCGUUUGAUGCACCAUGCGAAGCUGCAGGCCGUCCGGAAGGCGUGGCAUCGCGAGAAGGAACUCUUGCGCACCGGUCUCAUAUCCAGCUACGAGUGGAACGCACAGGAGAUGGAGGAGAUCAUCAAGAACGGAUACGCGAACCUGUACGAGGGCGAGUACGUGCACGAUAUCGACCGCUAUCCGGAACUGCUCGAGGAUCCGUUCAAUGUACGGUUCACCAAGAAGAAGGUGAACCAAUCGCGCAAACGAAAACGAAGAGACACCACGGACGGGGCGGACGGUACCGCCACCGGCACGUCACGCAACGGUGAGGUCUAG
Anopheles marshallii is the source of this 8640-nucleotide messenger RNA. It is a transcript of the gene Ten-a, whose product is annotated as teneurin-a. Gene Ontology annotation, biological process: motor neuron axon guidance. The transcript is spliced from 18 exons. NCBI's taxonomy places the organism in Eukaryota, Metazoa, Arthropoda, Insecta, Diptera, Culicidae. The record is from RefSeq and is a predicted model, not a curated record. The coding region runs from base 1 to 8640 and encodes 2879 amino acids.